GUAAUUUGUAAAGCUUUUUGUUUCAAGGUCACUUGUGUAGUCCCUAUAAUUCUAUUCUCCAUGUUUUGGGAAGCUUUUGCAGCAUCUUCACGCAUAGAUGAACUACUAUCAGGACCUGAUCUUACAAUCAAAGAACUUUUAGAUGAUGAUGAUUUGUUACAGAAAUGUCGUGAAAAAGACCAACGUCUAAUUGAUUUUUUGUCACGACCAGAUAAUUUGGAUUAUUUAUUAGAUCUGGUUAGUCGUACACCAGUGUCUAAUGUGUUUGAUCAUAAUUUGUAUAGAUAUCCUAGUUUAGCGUGUGAAAUUUUAACCAAUGAUAUUGAUGAAAUACUAGAUGGAAUUAUUGAAUCACAAUCAAUAAUCGAUGAUAAACCAGUGGAGAAUUCAUUUUCUCAUCAGCAUCAUCAUAAUAAUAAUGUUGAUGGAGAUGACAGCGGGAAUAAUAAUAUUAUGGAGUCGACUGGCAUAUCUUCAUCAUCGCCAUCAACAGCAGCAGCAAUGUUUCAUGAAAAUGAUAAAAGUGUUAAUAUGUCGGUGAUUAGUAAUCACGAUGACAAUGUAAAUAAUUCAACAAUGGAAUUAUGUAAUUUAACUUCAACAGAUGAUAAUGAUACUACUACUAAUAAUAAUCGUAGUAGUAGUAAUGAUGUCAAUAAUUUGUCCACUUCAAUGUCUUUUACUGAUGAAUCUAGUUUAAACAAUUCCUCGUCUUCUUCGUAUUCUUCUUCGUCAACUGCUACUACCAAUACCAUUGUAAAUAAUAAUACUGAAGAUAAAUCGAUCAAUAAUAAUACCUUAGAUCAUCAUGUAAAUACAUUGAAUUCAUCAACGGAUAUCUUAUCCUCAUCGAGUGUAUUCAAUGGUGAGAUGAAGACGCCAUCACCACCAGCGACAACGAAAACGAUGGAUGUCGCGGCUACAAUGUCCAUGAAGGCAACAUCUUCGGGAAUACAUCGUCCACGUUUAGAUAAACUCAUUCAAUUUUUUAAUUCAAAUCAAUCGGUGAAUCCAUUAUCAGCUAGUUUUGUUUCACGACUGUUAAUUCACUUGACGUUAUAUCGUGGAAGUGUUGUUAUUCCAUACUUACGAUCAUCACAAGAUUUUCUCAACAAAGUAUUCUCAUGCUUGGAAUCAUGCGCUGUAGCUGAUCUGAUCAUUCAGUUAGCUCAACAAGAAACGAAACAACAAUGCAUUGUCUUUGAAUGGUUUAAAACUGAUCGUGUUGUGGAACGUUUAAUUGAAAAAUUCGAUCCUGUCUAUUCAUUUGAGAUGCAUGAGUCAGCAGCGCAUUGUUUAAUCGAAUUGAUCACUGUUCUACGGAAUUAUUUAAUCAAUAAUCCUUUGAAUGCUGAGCGAGUGAAUUUCAGUCUUGGCACCAGUAAUGCCACUACUCCUAAUGGUGUUGGCAGUAGUGAUGACCUGUUAGCUGAUUCAACAACGACAAACCCAAAAGCAACAAAUAAUCCUAAUUACUUUAAUAAUAAUAAUACUACUCAAUUGACUAGUAGUAUAUCUGGAUUACCUGUAAAUAGUUCAUACAGCACUCAUCUAUUCGAUGAUUUUAUGGAUGGUGAUGAUGAUGCGACGUAUAAAGCAGCUGAGAAUUUAUUAAAUACUUUAGAAAGUGAAGAAACAAUGUCAAUGCUGUUGAAUCGUAUAUUAUCCAAUGAACAACAGAUAGUGACGUCAUCGAUAGUCGUAAAUUGUGUGAAUGUAUUUAUGGCUGUUAUGGAUAAGAGAAAACCUGAGUCUGGUUUUCCUGUUGAAGGUGGCGGUGGUGCCGGUGGUGAGAAUGCUGAAAUCGGAUCAAUUGGUUUUGGUAUACCAGGCCCUAUUAAUAAUGAUAUAAGCUGCACCAACAAGAAAACAACAACAAACACUCCAAAUGAUUCCGCGGUAAUGAUGACAAAUGGUGAUGAUGAUGUUGGCAAUAAAUCAUCCAAUGACUGUGAUACUUCAUCAAUCAAUAACCGACAACAGCAACAACAACAACAACCCAUAGAUAAACAGCAUAUAUUAAAGGCUUGUGAAAAUUUAUCCAAAGCAUGUUUAUCUCGCUUGAGUGAAUUGCAUAAAUUACUGAAAACAUUUCAUCCGCAAUUCUAUAAUUCUAUGUCAACAACAAAUGGCAUCUUGAAUCCACCACUUGGUCGUUGUCGGUUGGCUGUUGUCCAGUUGAUCGCUGCACUCACCUCUUUACCGAUGAAUAUACAAUUAAUUAAAGCGAUUGUUGCUAAUGGUUUUGUCAAAACAUUAAUGGAGUUAUUUGAACAAUAUCCAUCGAAUACCUUUCUACAUCAUAGUGUUGUCGAUGUGCUGACAUCCUUGUUCAAGCAUUCAGGAAUAACGAGCACAAUAAAGACGACAACAACAGCCACUAAUGGAGGUAAUGGAAAUGCCAGUGAUACCUCUAAUCCAAAUUCCUCUACAACAAACAAAACCAAUCAAAUUGACGACAAUCAAACCCCAUCAUCGACUACUCCUGAUUCAUCCUUCUUCUUCUUCUUCACCAUCUGUUGUUCAACAGAUCCUGCCAAAGAUGUUAACUGUACAAGUGAUUCUCAUCAAGUUACAACAACUACUACUGCCCCUGUUAUGACGAAUACUACUCAUUUCGAUGAAUUCAAUAGUAUAUUAAUUAGUCUCAUAAAAGAUCAUCAUAUUAUUGAUUGGUGUUUACGAUUAUCUCCGUUGCCGGCUAAAAAUGAUCGGCCAAGUGUUCCUUAUUCACCGAAUUCUUCUUUAGUCCGAUUAUCUAAAAGCAAACCAAAACCUGGUUAUGCUGGACAUAUCUGGCAGAUAGCCAAUCUGAUUGAUUCAGCUAUGAAUAAUAAUAGUAAUAAUGGUUCAAGAGGAGAAUUUGUAAAAAGCAUCUUUCAAGAUUUAGAUUCAAAAGUCAAAGAUGCUUGGUCAGAAUUUGUAAAAGAAGAUCUUAGCGUGAUUAAUUCAAUGCAAGUUGUUGAGGAUUUAAGCGAAAGUAGCUCUAUCAGUCAAGAGGGAGGCCUGCUCCGAUUAAUUACACAAUAUAAUUUAAAUAAAUUGCUCUCGAAUUCAUCAGAUUUACUCAGUUUGGCUGCUGGCGGUUUAAAUCUAUCCAAAACCCCAUUUGUUCUCGCACCAAUAUCUUCAUUAAAUCUAAUGCAGCAUAAAUUAUCCGAUUUAAAUGGUGAUAUCAGAGGCAGCAUAGCAGUAGCACCAACAGAGCCAAAACAAAAACAACGAAAACAGUUAGAUAAUCAAUCCCCGUUUACACUGCUUCCAAUUCAACCAUCUUCUGAUAUCCUUAUCACUGAGCGAAAUAGUGUUGGCGGUGGUGUUUCAUCCUGCAGUCUAUCUGAUUUAUGGCUAGAUCCUGAUGAUAUGGAAGUCGAUGGUGAUGGUAGGGGGGAGCAAAGCGAACAAAGUGACCAACCAGCCGCCAGUACUCUGCAUCGAUUCACUUCAAAGUCUUUCAGACAGAUUAAUUUGUGUGUUAAAAACGACGACAAUGAUGACGAGGAGGCAACAGGGAAUGAUGAUGGUGAUGAUCUUGAAACAACCUCGAAAGUGAAUCAUCAUAGGAGUCUUCGUCAUCGUCGCAGUAGUAGUGGCAGUGAUCCUAUGAGUGAUGAUGAGGGUUGUGAAGAAGAGAAAACUCAUGAUGUCGAGGAUGAAGGUGAAGUUGACGAUGAAAAUGUCGAUGUUGAUGAUGAAGACGAAGAGGAGGAGGAUUUGAAGUCACCAAUUCAAAUUAAACAACAACAUUCCAGUAAACUGACCAAUAGCAGCUAUUUACCAUCAGGUAUACUGUUGAAGGGUAAUCCACUUCUUAAAGGGAAUGAAGAAUUCUGUGACUUUGAUAUUUUACGUAAACCGAUUGAAGAAUUGAAGAUUUCAGAAAGUAUUAAACAGAUUUCCAAUACAAAAAUAGAUAGUAAUCCUUGGAGUGAUGAAACCAAUCAAUCGACCGGGACAGAUGAUGAAUGGGCUGAUUUUAAGAAAGCUAACCCACUUGCUUCAAUGACCACCAGUCAUCAAUCAGAUUCAAAUGAAUCCUCUUGUAAAUGGGCUAAUUUCGAUAAUAUUUCUUCAGACAAUAAGAACAAUAAUAAUAAUAAUAAUAAUUCUGAAGUUGCAUACCCUGGAACUUUGAAUGGGAUUACACGAGGUGAAUUGACAACAGGAUCAACUAAUACUGUCAUCAUAACGACAACGACAACAACAACAACAACAACGCCGAUGGUGACACCUUCAACCGAGACUACCACUACUACUACUACUCAUACUACUGAUAAUAUAGUUAGUAGUGAUAAUAGUAUAUCUACUACAAAGUGUAGCACUUAUCAUCUCCUGUUGAAAAGCCAUUGCAAAGCAAAUCCAAUGAAACCGCCGCAUCUUUGCCUGUCAAAACUAGUAGUAGUAGUACUGCCACGUCGACGCCAACUACUCAGUCACCAUCUGUUCUACCUUCUCUUUUCAAUGCAAAUAUCUUCCAAAAAUGAACAAAAUACGCACAUGUACUACAUAUAA
This is a messenger RNA of Trichobilharzia szidati, 4512 nucleotides long. The record is from the annotation of a GenBank genome assembly. Lineage: Eukaryota; Metazoa; Platyhelminthes; Trematoda; Strigeidida; Schistosomatidae.